Messenger RNA from Dracunculus medinensis (Guinea worm), 471 nucleotides. NCBI's taxonomy places the organism in Eukaryota, Metazoa, Nematoda, Chromadorea, Rhabditida, Dracunculidae. The record is from the annotation of a GenBank genome assembly.
AUGAGAUUGCGACCAUUAAAACGUCGUGCAUUUUUCCUUAACGUGUUAACAGUAAUAGGCGCAUACUGGGUUAUUUCUACGUUAGUAACUUAUUGGAAAAACCAGCCUGAUUUAUCAGUUAAUUUAUAUGAAGCGGAUAAAGGAAAAGAACCAAGGUCGCUGCAGCCAGAGCGAAAUCGAGAAAUAAUGCAACGAAAUGGCGAAUCCACAAAUCAAAAUAAUAUCCCGCAAGCGCAAAUAAUUUACAGUGAAUAUAGCCCAAUAUACAGAAAAGGUGAUCCGAAUCAAGCAGGCGAAUCAGGUCGUCCAGUUAUCAUCUCGAAGGAGGUUAUAGUUACCAGAUUAUCACCUAAUGAGCGCAAAAAAUACGAUGAAUUCUUCGAAAGGAAUUCCUUUAACGAAUAUGCGUCGAAUUUGAUCUCAAUUCAUCGAUCCUUGCCAAAUCUUAGAGAUGAAAUGUGCGAAUUAUAA